Messenger RNA from Selaginella moellendorffii, 1248 nucleotides. Its product is annotated as protein TAB2 homolog, chloroplastic. The record is from RefSeq and is a predicted model, not a curated record. NCBI's taxonomy places the organism in Eukaryota, Viridiplantae, Streptophyta, Lycopodiopsida, Selaginellales, Selaginellaceae. Gene Ontology annotation, molecular function: RNA binding. The coding region runs from base 58 to 1206 and encodes 382 amino acids. The transcript is spliced from 5 exons.
CUCUCCAUUUUCUCUAAUCUGAAUAUUAGGAGGAACAACUGAUUCUUCCGUAGGGCAAUGGCUAUGGCGCUCUUCGUGCCUUGUGGAUUCCUCACUACUAGUAGAGUUUCCUGGAGAACGCCCCAGCCGUCUAAAGGUGCCCAGUUACAUACAGGACUAGGCAGGCUAAAGAACUCUCGGACUGUUUGGAAAUGCGCCGUCGAAGGCUCGAGCAGUGUAGUUAGUGAAGAUUUGGCUAGCAGCAUUUCUUCGUUAGAUGAAGAAAAGGGAAAUGAAGAGAAAGGAAACGAAGAAGGCGAAGGUGCUCAGGUAGAUGGACGAGUUCUGGAAGGUGCAGAUUUGGCCUCCAUUGUGGAGUGGCAGCUCGACUUUUGCUCACGGCCUAUCUUCGAUGAUCGGGGGAAGAGGAUGUGGGAAUUGAUUAUUUGUGACGCAAAGAGGCAGCUGGAAUUCGCAAGGUUCUAUCCCAGUAAUGUUAUCAACAGCACAACGUUAAAGAAUGCCAUAGCGGAAGUUAUAGAGACCUUUGAUUUACCACGGCCUACGAGAGUUCGCUACUUCAGAUCUCAAGUGAAAACUAUAAUCUCAAAGGCUUGUGGAGAGCUCGGCAUCCAAGUGACUUCGAGCCAGAGGUGCACAGCUCUUGUAAGAUGGCUGCACGAGCGCUACGAUCAAGUCUACCGCCAACAUCCAGGAUUUCAGGAGAAUGCUCCGAGUAUACUGUCAAUGGGUGUAAACGUUCCUAAAGAAGUCCCUCCAAACUAUCGAGGCGAGAAGUGGGCGUUUGUUCAGCUUUCAUUCCAAGCGCUUCAAGAAGAAAUUAAACUGGUGGAAAAAGGCUCCAACUUUGGAGAGGUCUCGCUUGACAUGCUUACGGAGCUUCCUUCUCCUGACACUCUAAUACCAGGCGUUGCUGUUGCAUCCUCGAGAGAUCUAGCUCUAGCUGCCUGGACGAAUUCCUUGGAGCUUGCGUCUCUCUCCGUGGACAAGAAAAACUCGGCCUUGGUCCUGUUAUCUGGAGCUUCUCGGCAAUGGUUCUACUCUUACUACAAGAAAAGCAAGCAGGCCGACGAGGAAGCCGACUUAUGGGAGUCUGCAAAAAAAGCUGCGGGAGGAUUGCAUUUUCUUGCAAUCCAGCCUUCCCUGGAGUCCAACUCUUGCUCGGGCCUGUGGAUUUUAUACGACUUCCCGGCACCCCCUGUGUAGAUUUACCGAGUAAAAAUCAAUUAGAGGUACGCAUUUCCAGGA